GGUGAGUAUAUUCGAUAGAGUCGCCUCUUCCAAGCAGCUGCAGACUGCAGCGCCACCUGCGCACAUCGGCCAUUUGUUUGAACGCGGCCGGCAGCCUGUCACAAUCCGUGACAUCGGCUGCGCGCUCCAAGCUUGAGCACCCCAACCCACCUCGCACAAUCUAUUGCUCUUCCUCCCGGUGUUUUUUUCGCCCAGUCGAAUCAAGAUCUUGACCCAACAUGGGCCUGCUGUUCUCUCUGCCCUUGGCAGGCGUCUUCGGCACAGUAGCCAGCUCCUGCCUCGCCGGAGUAGCCUUCUGUUUCACGUCUACUGCCGCGUCUAUGUUCUUCAAGUCAUGUAAUUGCAACUCGUCCAUUGCAACACGUGUUGGCUUUGCAAUCAUCUUCCUGCUAAACUCCAUCCUAGCAUGGGUUAUGAAGACCCAGCUGGUCAUUGAGCUCAUACGAAAGUGGAGUUACGACUAUAUCAAGAUGGAAUGUGACAAUGACAAGUGCUAUGGGGUGCUCGCAGUGCAUCGCAUUUGCUUCGCGCUGGCUCUAUUCCAUGCCAUCCUUAGUUUGGCUCUCAUAGGCGUUAAGGAUACUCGGGACAAACGGGCUGCUCUCCAGAACGGUUGGUGGGGGCCCAAAGUGCUGCUGUGGAUAGUCCUGGUUGGCGUCUCGUUCUUCAUUCCGAACCCCUUCUUCAUCUUCUGGGGGAACUAUGUUGCGCUGAUCGGAGCCACCGUUUUCAUUCUCCUCGGAUUAGUCUUGCUAGUUGACUUCGCCCAUACGUGGUCGGAAACCUGCCUGGAGAACUGGGAGAAUUCGGACGGGACUUCUAACUUAUGGCAGUGGAUUCUCCUUGGGUCAACGGCGGCCAUGUACAUCUUCACAAUCACCGUGACAGGGCUCUUGUUCGGUUAUUUCGCGGGUUCAGGGUGCACCCUGAAUCGGUUCUUCAUCGCCUUCAAUCUCUCUCUGGUCAUCGUUAUCACCAUUAUGUCCGUGCACCCGGUCGUCCAAGAACACAAUCCCCGAUCCGGUCUCGCGCAGUCGGCCAUGGUUGCUGCAUACAGCACCUACUUGGUUAUCUCCGCGGUCUCGAACCACACCCACGAAUCGAAACAGUGCAAUCCGCUGCGGUCGACCGAGUCGACGGCUCGCACCACGGCCGCUGUGCUCGGGGCCGUCUUCACGUUCCUUGCUAUUGCCUAUUCGACGACACGCGCUGCGACGCAGAGCCGCGCUCUGGUUCGCCGAGGAAAGCGUUCAGGAGCCAUCCAGCUGCCAGACGAUGGGUUCGAUGGGCAUGCCGAACUAGGCGUUGUCAAUAAGCAGCCAUCCAAGACCGAUUCGCCACGCUACCAGGCCCUGUUGGCAGCUGUCGAGGCUGGCGCGAUUCCGGCUUCCGCACUGGAAGAAGAAGACGAAGACGAUGCCGACGAGGUCGACACCGAAUCACGCGACGACGAGCGCUCAGGCACCCGUUACAACUAUUCAUGGUUCCACGUGAUCUUUGCUAUCGGGGCAAUGUAUGUCGCCAUGCUUUUGAAUGAUUGGAAUGUUGUCAAGGACAUUUCCAAGGCCCAAGAGCCGAAUGACAUCUACAUUGGGCGGUCGGAGGUGGCCAUGUGGAUGAGAAUCGUCUCGAGUUGGAUCUGCAUGCUACUGUACAUGUGGAGUCUCCUUGCCCCAGUGUUCAUGCCUGAUCGAUUUGGUGAUAUCUAAUAUUUCAGUGUAAUUAAGUAUGUAUGUUAUGUCUGAAAAUACGGAGCAGGCGCUGUUCAGUCACAAUCCGCGUGCGACACAUCGGGCACUCUCGUGUGCUGGACAUGAUCACCUUGCUGCAGUCAACACACAAUGACAUGUGCCUCGAAAACAACUCAGUCGAUACUUGGAGGAUGACAACGACACUCACCCGCAGUCGACGAUUGCAAUGCAGGCUUCUUCGUCGUAGCAUAUCACACAAAGGCCUUGUCUUUCAGGAACCACAGUCGGCUGUUUGAACGCUAGCGGCCUGGAGGAGUGGUCGAUGUUGCCGGGCCAUGAUCCGCGCUGUCUCCCGCUGCAUCAGCCGCGUCUUUCUCCCUCUUCGCGCGCUCGAAUUGCUCCAUCAUCUGGUGCUGCAGCUCGAUCCUCUCCCGUUCCUCCUGCUCUUCAGCCAGCCGAUGCCGCUCUCGCUGUCUCCGUUCCUCUUCGACCAGAUCCCGGACCCGCUUGACGAGCUCGCUCUUCUCCAACACUUGGCCCGCGUUCACGUGGUUCAUGUGCAGCGUCUCCUUGAGGAUGUGCACAGACAACGUGGAUACUGUAUCGGGGCUCAUCUCGAGCAACUGAUCCAUGGUUGGUAUAGGGAUCGGCGGCGGUGCCGAUGUCGGUGCAGUUGAACUAGCCCGCGGGCGUGGUUGCGCUCUUUCGGCAUGCGGGUUCAGAUUCUGGCUCGAUCGAGAUGGCCGCGGCCCGGCUUGUGGCGGACGAUUCGGCGGAUGUCCCGGAGGUAUAUUAUGCGGACGCGGCUCAGGCGGAUGUGGGCGCGUGCUAUGAGGUCUCGGCGGAGGAGACUGCGAGUGAGGAGGAGGUCCUGGAGGCGAAGCGUAUCGGGGAUGGGGAGGAGGUCCUGGAGGUGGCGCGUAUCGAGUAUGGGAAGGUUCGGGGGCCAGAUCCGGGCGCGCGAAUUCGCUGUAUGUUUGCUGUGGUCGUGGCGGCAAUGGAGCCUCACGAGUCGGUUCGGCUGAGUUGCGCGAAAAGAUGCCCCGCGAGCGAGCCAUGUUCGAUCGGUCGGGCACAGAAUACUUGCGAUAAUAUAUCUAACGCAGCACUCUCUAGCCAUGCGGUGCAAGGUGCAAGAAACACGCACUUCAUUAGCCGGUGGUAAACAGCCAUUGGCUGCUGCAAGCAAAGGAAUAUGGACUGCUCUCGAGUCAGGCAUUGCAAGUGAACGCACCUUAGCGGAUAAGAUGGCAUCUAUCAAAUCAUCCUUCUCUACUGCCCGCUCUGCUCUGAUGUUGUACGCGUUGAUGUAGUUCUUGAGCUUAGAUAGCUGGAGACCUUUCAAAUGGGCACGCCCGCCGGCAGUUACUAUGAAUGCUGAGAUUGAGUGUAGCCCGAUCUGCAGUGCACUCACUAUUCAGGUAUUCGAUGCAGUAAGCACACACAUUCAUCGCCUCGUAACCGGUGUCCGGGGAUGGUCGAGGCAUCAGGCCUUGGUAAUCGGUGCAACUGUGGCAGUAGUUGUAUCC
Molecule: messenger RNA, 3220 nt
Organism: Mycena citricolor
Lineage: Eukaryota; Fungi; Basidiomycota; Agaricomycetes; Agaricales; Mycenaceae
Source: the annotation of a GenBank genome assembly